Molecule: messenger RNA, 2517 nt
Organism: Alosa sapidissima (American shad)
Lineage: Eukaryota; Metazoa; Chordata; Actinopteri; Clupeiformes; Clupeidae
Gene: tril
Product: TLR4 interactor with leucine-rich repeats
Exons: 1
Coding region: 154-2109 (651 amino acids)
Molecular function (GO): protein binding
Source: RefSeq, a predicted model, not a curated record
CAUUACAUUAGAGUUGUUUACGAUGGAUCAAAGAAGCAAGUCCCACAAAUAACAUGAUGCUCCAACAGGAAAUGCCAGUACGCAGUCUUUUCCUGUCUAUUACAGCUUACUCUUUUCCACUGGUUGACAGCAUUCAGUGUGGACAGAUUAAAAAUGGCUUCCAAAACUGAUAAGCAUUUUAGCUUCGGGCUUAUUGGUGUUUUGUUACUGACACAAAUGGACACUUUUUGUCUAGCAGUGUGUCUAUGUGAGAGUACGGACAUAUCGAUGGCCUGUGAGGGACAUGGACUAAGCAGCAUUCCACGGUGUAACCAUUUCAAUCCAGCAGUCAGACAAAUUAACUUGUCUGGUAAUGUCAUAAGGUCGAUCGGAUCAACAGAUUUCAUAUUCUUUCCAAAGCUGAGUAUUUUGGAUCUUCAUUUGAACUCAAUAAAGGUAAUUCCAUGCUCAACAUUUCGUUUCCAGAACAAUUUGACAUUGCUUAAUCUGGGAAACAACAAGAUCUCCUCAUUACGCUGUCAAAUUGACUCUAAACGGCAAGGACAUCUCUCACUGAAUUACUCCAACCAACUUCCUUAUAAAGAUCGAGUGGAUACUUUUGAUGGACUUGGUGACCUUCAGAAACUGAGACUCAAUAGCAACAUGCUGACAAGCCUGAACAGUAGGUCAUUUGCAAGCUUAAAAUCGUUAAAGGCUCUUCACUUGGAAAACAAUCAGAUAAAGGUUUUGGAAACAGAUACGUUUAAAGGACUUUACAAUCUGAAUGAGCUGGAUCUCUCAGGCAACAGGCUGGUUCUACUCAAACCAUCAGACUUUGAAGGCUUAUCCAAACUGAAGGUGCUGAAAUUAAAUAGAAAUCAAAUCCUUAGGAUCCAAAGGAGCACUUUCAUACACUGCAAAGAAAUCACAGAGAUAGACCUACGUGACAAUUUCCUCACAGACAUGGAGCAGUCGGCUUUUCAUUGUUUAUCACAUCUAAAUAUUUUGAAGCUAAACAAUAAUAACAUUUCAUCACUGGAUCCCCAGGUAUUUGACAGCAAUGUUCAGUUGUCCUAUCUAGGAUUGAACGAGAACCCGUGGAACUGCAGCUGUGGGCUGCUUCGGAUAAAACAAUGGCUGGAAUCCACUGGCAGCACAACUGCCAGUGUGUUUGUGAAGUGCUGUCAACCAGACACUGUGAGAGGGCAGUACCUGGAUGUCAUGAGCAGUGCACUGACCCAGAGCCUGGGGAGCGUGUGCAGCCAAGCAGAGCUCUAUGUCCAACCCGGAACCAGCGAGUCUGCCCGAAACACAUGGAUGACAAAACAAGAUGUGUCCAGUCGCGAGAGCCCUCGUGCUCAGAGAAGGGUUAGACGGACCGUUCCGAGGCAGCUUGUCAAGCACACACCCGGCAGUGUGGAUGUACUGCAGUACCCUGAGCAACCAGCAGAUGCCACACAGACAAGAUCUGCUGCAAUAAGCACAGGGAAUGGAUCCUUUCCCAGUGCACCCCAAGUCAGAAAUAUAUCUGGUGCAUGUGCUUACAAUGAACACAUUCUCCUCAAUCUGGGCUCAGUGACAGUCUCCUCAGAUUCAGUGUUCUUAAGAUGGACUGUGACUGGACAAGCCAACACAGGUGUUUAUUUCAGAAUCAUGUAUGAUCAGUUUGACACAAAGACAAAGUUCAGCCGCUUUGUCAACAUCAGGCAAGGUAUGGCGUGUAAGCUGAGUGACCUGCGGCCUGAGACCCCUUACUUCAUCUGCGUGGAGAGCGUGGUGGACGAGCGCGUCUGCCCAGUGGCCUCUCGUGAUCUUUGCGUAGGUGUGGUCACGGAGCCCGAGGUGUUGUCCGGCCCUGAGCCAGAGACGGUCAUUCUCAUCUUCACGGGCAUCAACAGCCUGUCCAUCGUGGCCAUCCUUGGCCUGCUGGCGUGUCUGGGGCUGGCGCUGCAGAAGAGAUUGCCCACUGACGCCGUGAGUUUGAUCUACGCCCGGAACAGAUGCGAGUCGUGCGCCAUGUGCACUGUCCAAAUGUCUGACCUCAACUCCGCCGUGAACACCAACAGCUCCAACACCGGAACAUACCAACCCAACGACGCAGAUGCCAUAGACCUGCCACCUGGACACUAAACAUAGUCAUUAGUAUAGUAUAGCAUGUUAUCAUACAUCAAAUAUACAAUAUUACAACAUUGUCAUGCAAGUAUAUCCUCUAAAUGGAGACAAAAAUCUGUUUCCAACCUGUAGAUUAUUUUCCUUGCACAUGGUAAGGAUACAAUGAUGCACUAGUUCAGUUUGUAUAGUUGUGAUGAGUAGUGUGAGGCGACUCUCUGAUGUCAUGGGGCGUUUCCUGUUCUCCUUCUCACUUUCUGUCAGCAGCGUUAGUGAAGAGGACAACAGCAUCAGCCACCACCCGCUGACGUCCUCUUUAAACGACCCAAAUGAUCACACCAGUGUUAUUCAUCUAAAUCAGUGUUUCUCAAACUUUUUCAGACCAAGAACCACUUAACCGAUAAAAAAAAAAACUCACGGACCGCCUAG